Messenger RNA from Argiope bruennichi, 698 nucleotides. Its product is annotated as mitochondrial import inner membrane translocase subunit Tim10 B-like. Gene Ontology annotation, cellular component: mitochondrial intermembrane space chaperone complex. Bases 353 to 643 code for a protein of 96 amino acids. The transcript is spliced from 3 exons. The record is from RefSeq and is a predicted model, not a curated record. NCBI's taxonomy places the organism in Eukaryota, Metazoa, Arthropoda, Arachnida, Araneae, Araneidae.
AUUCUCCCAAUCUAUAUUGGCCUUUGGUAAUCCAUUUUUCUCAAGGUUAUUGGAGAUCAAAAAUGCUGAGGUUCCAAAGAGCGCAUGCGCUGCAAACUCGUUGUUGUCUGCCGCUAGCUACGACAAUUACUUUAUGUACAUUUACAUUAACAUUUGUUAUCCAUGUGUUUGAAAACAGACUUUAUCUCAUUUGUUUUUGGCGCAAACCUAUUUAAAUGGUCAGGUAAUGGGUUUAAUAAUUUAUAUGGAAAAUAAAUAAUUAUAAACCGUUUUUGUUGAGUUUCAAAUUAAUUUUGUACUAGUGUUUAUUUUUUUUCUUCGGAAAUUGUAAAAAAAUAAACUUUUUACUAAGAUGGAAAAUCUUGAUGAUGAUCAGUCUGUUAAUAAGAUGAAAGACUUUUUGUACAUUUAUAAUAAAAUGGCUGAGACAUGUUUUAACCAUUGUAUUGAAAAUUUCAACUGUAGACAACUUACACCUUCUGAAGAAUCUUGCAUUGAAAAGUGUUCUUCGAAAGGUAUAGCUGUAAAUCAUAAACUUAUGAUGUGUUAUAUAGAUAUUCAGCCAGAAGUAAUCAAUAAAAGGACUGAAGAAUUACAAAAACAACAGGAUAAUGUAAAUAUGAUAAAUAAUAAUAACUCAUAGAUAUGUCUUCUAUGUAUGAAGAUAACAUUUAUAAUCAAAAGCAAUAAAAUAUAAA